CCAUAGACUGUAUAUAAGUAUAUAAUUAUAUACAGUCUAUGAUCUGGACCGAGAAACAGCGGGGUGGGGGCGCGUGAGAAGCAAUCCGCACUGGAUCUACUAGAUUCGCAGAUCUUCAAGUCAUUCCUGAACUGUGUUCACGGUAUGCAUGAGGUGUAAAUCAGAGCAGCAGCUUUACUGAAACCUAACAUACCAACUCUCCACAAUAGCAUUCUUCUCCAGAGAGAACAGACAAACAGCUAAAUUAUCAGACAACCAACAUUAUCAUGGCCUGUGAAAGGCAGUUGCAGAAUAAUCAGGGUUCUUCUCAGAUGCUGCCACGUGUAGUAGCCACAGAGCAACAGUCCCUGGUGGUUGUUAAGAAAUUGCUGGCAAUUGCUGUCUCCAGCAUCACUUAUUUAAGAGGCCUUUUCCCGGAGAAAGCUUAUGGCAGCAAGUACAUUGAGGAACAGAAAGUGAUGAUUCUUCGAGAGCAACGAACGUGUCCUGGUGCUAGUCAGAUUGUACAAUGGUUGCAAGGAUGCUUUGAUGCACUACAGAAGAGAUAUCUUCGAUUGAUUUUGCUAUCUAUCUACUCUGAUCCAGAAUUCCCACAGAAAGUGACCGAGUGCUACCAGUUCAGGAUCCAGUACACUGAAAAGGGACCUCGGCUGGAUUUUGAGAGUAAAAACCAGAAGCGUGUGACUAAGAUGGACUGCAAUGACAUAAAGAAAGCGAGCAUUCUGCUUGUGCGUAAACUCUACACACUAAUGCAGAACCUUGGCCCACUCCCUGACAGUGUCUGUCUCAACAUGAAACUCUCAUACUAUGAUGAAGUGACUCCAGAGGACUACCAGCCAGUAGGCUUUAAGGAGGGCAACAACAGCACACUGGUGUUUGAGAAAGAGCCGGUAAAUCUCACCAUGGGAGAAGUUGUUACACCUUUCCACACUCUGAAAGUGGACGUAACCACUGAGAAAGAGAGGCUUGAACAGGUAGAUGACGAUGAGCCAGUAUAUUCCAGAGACAAAUGGGCUUUAAAAAUAAAUGAAGAAGAAAUUGUGUCUGUGCAAAACAUUCAACAGGAGAUUGCUUUCAAGGGAAAGGUUGUUCGUGACACUGGUAUUGAAAACUCAGAUUUGAGUAAAAGUGAGAUGCUGGAUGAUUCACAGGCCAUCCAGGUGGACAGUGUUGUGAAAAGCAAAACUGCUUUGGAUGUAGCUACCAAGACUACCAGAAGCAGACGUGCAUUCAAAUCCAUGGACAAAAAAUCAGGUGCAGAGGUGCCCUCCACAAACAAGAACAUGUUUGAGUUUCCAACUAGUCAAGACCUUCAGCCCACUCCUCUGAAGAGACGCAAGUUUAGUGUGCCUAAAGAUAGCCGCUGAUGUAUAUCAGUAAAAGGAAACAUGCAGGUUUAGGUAUCACACAAAUAUGACACAUAAUAAAAUUCUGUAAAUCAGCAAAUAAUCCUAGUUUUUGAAUAUUUUAAACGUGCACAAAUUGCACAUAUCAUACUAUAAUAUAAAGUAGAUUUUAUGCAUGUGUAUCCGGUUGCAGCUGUGGUGUGUUUCUGUUUUUCAAAAGUUGUUGUUUGUUUGCUCAGAAAAAAUGGCAGACAGCAGUGAAUUAUUCAUUUACAAGCAUGUAUAUUUGUUGUUAUUAUUUAUUCAGUAUUACAGAAAUAAAUACUUUUUUCAGUUUCCAAGA
Molecule: messenger RNA, 1689 nt
Organism: Astyanax mexicanus (Mexican tetra)
Lineage: Eukaryota; Metazoa; Chordata; Actinopteri; Characiformes; Acestrorhamphidae
Gene: hormad1
Product: HORMA domain containing 1
Exons: 16
Coding region: 267-1367 (366 amino acids)
Source: RefSeq, a predicted model, not a curated record